Electrophorus electricus (electric eel) is the source of this 1649-nucleotide messenger RNA. It is a transcript of the gene fah, whose product is annotated as fumarylacetoacetate hydrolase (fumarylacetoacetase). Lineage: Eukaryota; Metazoa; Chordata; Actinopteri; Gymnotiformes; Gymnotidae. Gene Ontology annotation, biological process: L-phenylalanine catabolic process; homogentisate catabolic process; L-tyrosine catabolic process. The record is from RefSeq and is a predicted model, not a curated record. Gene Ontology annotation, molecular function: fumarylacetoacetase activity.
GCCGUCCGGAUCGGGAGGUGGGAGCUCCGUAUGGCUGCGGAAAACUUCUGGAAAGGCUUACUCGCACUAGUGCUGCUCACUUUCAACAGUAGUCCGGAGUUCAACUGCAACUUCAACAUGUCCUACAUAAAAGUUGACGCAAAUUCAGACUUCUCUUAUCACAACCUCCCUUAUGGAGUUUUUUCGACUCCAGACAAUUCACGGCACAGGAUCGGCGUUGCUAUUGGAGAUCACAUCUUGGACUUGAGCGUCGUUAAGCAUCUUUUCAACGGACCCGAACUCGCUGCGCGUCAGGACGUUUUCGACCAGCCUACGCUCAACGAUUUCAUGGGCCUUGGAUACGAUGCGUGGAGGGAAGCCAGAAGAUACCUACAGAUGUUUCUAUCCGCAAACGAGUCCACGCUGCGGGACGAUGUGCAGCUGAGGAGCAGAGCUUUUGUUGACCAGAGCUUUGCAGUGAUGCAUCUACCGGCUGAGAUAGGGGACUACACGGACUUCUACUCCUCCCGAGACCACGCCACUAACGUCGGGAUCAUGUUCCGUGGGAAGGAGAACGCGCUGAUGCCCAACUGGCUAAGGCUACCAGUGGGCUAUCAUGGGAGAGCUUCCUCGCUUGUAGUCUCAGGAACCCCAAUCAGAAGACCUCGGGGCCAGAUGAGGCCAGACCCAGCCAGAGCUCCUGUGUUUGGACCAUCGAAGCAGUUGGACAUUGAGCUGGAGAUGGCAUUCUUUGUGGGGCCAGGUAACAGGCUGGGAGAGCCCAUUCCUGUGGAGCGAGCCCAUGAGUACAUCUUUGGCAUGGUCUUGAUGAACGACUGGAGCGCCAGGGACAUCCAGGCUUGGGAAUACGUACCGUUGGGUCCCUUUUUAGGCAAGAACUUUGGCACCACCAUCUCACCUUGGGUGGUUCCCAUGGAGGCAUUGAUGCCCUUCGUGGAGGCCAACCCAGUUCAGGACCCGGAGCCCCUCCCAUACCUCCUCCACAGUGAUCCGUACACCUUUAACAUCAACCUCUUUGUCUCCAUCAAAGGGGUAGGCAUGACCAAGGCAGCCAGCAUUUGCGAGUCCAACUUCAAGUACAUGUACUGGACCAUGAAGCAGCAGCUGGCACAUCACACAGUGAAUGGAUGCAACGUCAGACCAGGAGACCUACUAGCAUCUGGCACCAUCAGUGGACCGGAACCCAAAAGCUUCGGCUCAUUGUUGGAGCUCUCGUGGAGAGGUUCAAAGAUGAUUGAUCUGGGUGGAGGAGAGACCAGGACUUUCCUUAAGGAUGGAGAUGAGGUCACCAUUACAGGCUUUUGUGAGGGUCUGGGAUACCGGGUGGGUUUCGGGCCAUGCAUGGGAAAGAUCCUUCCUGCCCUGCAACAGUAACAUACCCCUCUCCCCAUCUCCUCCUCUCUCCUCUUCUUCUCUUCUAUCUCAUCCCUCCAUCCUUCACUCACCCUGCUGAGUUCUUAAUGCCUCAUCAGUCAUGUUCAAAUAUUCACGACCUCUACAAACCUCUUGCCACAAUGAAGGCUACUUGUGCAGGCCUUUAAAGAUUUAUUUUGGAAAUAUCAAAGGCUUAUUCUCAGUGUGAACUUUACAUAAAUCAAUAAUGUGUUUGUUAUUGUCAAUCUAGCAAUAAAUUGAUUGAUUCCUUUUCA